UAUUUGGAACUGAAGCCACGGGGUCGGAUGAGCACCAUGUUUGGUGACGCCUUGAUGAGUCCAAGCGAUCGAGCUGCCCGACAAGCGGCUCUAAAAUCGGGUGCUCGAGUGAUUAAGGUUGAUGCUGCCGUAGGCAGUGAUCUCCCCGGUGCAUUCAACUGCUGCGGCCCGGCGAAUGCGGCAUCCGAAGCUGCUGAGAAGGUAGCUGCCAUCUACGGAAUGGAUAUAGACCAAGAUUCUGAAAUGGGUGACUCACACAUCAUUUCAAUCGGCGAUCAUAUGUCGGAAUGA
This is a messenger RNA of Echinostoma caproni, 291 nucleotides long. The record is from the annotation of a GenBank genome assembly. NCBI's taxonomy places the organism in Eukaryota, Metazoa, Platyhelminthes, Trematoda, Plagiorchiida, Echinostomatidae.